This is a messenger RNA of Oldenlandia corymbosa var. corymbosa, 2696 nucleotides long. The record is from the annotation of a GenBank genome assembly. Lineage: Eukaryota; Viridiplantae; Streptophyta; Magnoliopsida; Gentianales; Rubiaceae.
AUAUAUAAAAAAAUUAAAAGAAAAAGAAAAAGAAAAAGAAAAGAGGAGUUUAAUAAUGUGUAUCAACUGAAAACUUGGUAGGCUCCUUGAUAGUUUGGACAUAUUACAGGGGUACGCCGGUGUAAUUAGCUGCUUUUUAUGAUUAAAUCCUUAAACCCAUUCACCUCUCAAAGGCCGUAAACGAUAAAUCCCUACUUAGCGCGCCACCCGUCUCCGCCGUCAUCAGCUGCCAUAGCCGCCUCCGUUGUCAUCAUCUUCGGUCUCUACUCUUUCAGAGCUUUCCGCAUCAAUAGUUCUCCAAGGCCCAAAGUAACUAAUGCCACGGAAGCCGAGGUUGCGCCGUCGUCAUACACGUAAACCGACUUUGAGAUUCUCCCCAUUUGGUCGAUUAAUGGCACUUCUUUACUCUUCUGGUAAAAGGGUUAAUCUUCAGUCUGUGGACUAUGAACCGGAGGAGAAGUGUGCUCCCAGUACUUCAGGCAAUGCAAUCGUAAAAGAUGGUGUUGUUGAAGAUGAUGGUCAACUUUCUGAUUCUUCAGACGAUGGAGAUUUUGAAGGAGUUGUUCAAGCAGAUUUUGCCUUCUUUGACCCGAAACCUAAAGAUUUCCAUGGAGUAAAAGUCCUCCUUCAAACUUACCUGGACAAUAAGUUAUGGGACUUGAGUGGCUUUGUUGAUUUGAUAUUGGAACAACCUUCCGUCGGGACAGUUAUACAAGUAGAGGGCGAUGAGGAUGAAGGCAUUUAUGCUGUUGUUUCUGCUCUUAACUUGGGAAGAUACAAGGAUCAAAAAUGCAUGUUGGAGCUAAGGGAAUAUUUGGUUAAGGCAUGUAAGGAGGAUGUACCGACAAAUUUGAAGUCACUCUUGGGAGAGAGGGCUCAUGAAGUGGGACUCCUGGUUUCCCAGCGUGUUGUGAAUCUUCCCCCUCAGCUACUACCCCCCCUUUAUGAUGCCCUUUUUGAUGAAGUCUCGUGGGCAACUGAAGAUGAGCCAACUGAGGAGCUCCGCAAAUCUUUUCAAUUCAAGACUUACUUGAUGAUCAGUAAAAUCUACAAGCAUAAAAACGCAGAUAAGAAGAUAGGCAAAAAUGGCAACGUGGAAGAAGCUAUAAUAUAUGCCAAGCCAGAAGAUGAAAUUUUUCAUGAGGUGCCAAUAAUUUUGGUUUUCUCUUUUCUUUGUUUCUUCUUGGAGGUCUUGUUCUGAAUAUAGUACUUACACCAAUUUCUGCGUUAUUACAUGAAUGUUCAGCUUAGCUCCUGGUCCAUCAAUUUCCCUCUGCACAGUCAAGAGGUUAAGCCAAGUGAGGUUAGAAUUCUUCCAUCAUGUUUCUCCUGUAAUAAGUAUCUCGCUAGUAGUUUACUUGUUGGAUUUUAUUUACAUAAGCCAGGAUGCAGUGUAUAACUUUGUUAAGUGUUUCACUUCGUCAUGGCUUUGCAAUGUGAAUAUCAAAGCUGCUGGUGAAGAGUAAAAAUUGUGAUCAGUGAUGUAACUGUGACUUGUGAACUUUACUCAGAUAUUGGGAGUUUGAUUUUUCCAUUAUGGCCCUGUUGAUAAUUUGUCAUCUUAAGAACAAGAAAUUUACCUAAUCCGAUUCCCUCCAAUUCUACCUUCUCACCAUUUGUUUUAUGGCCUCCUAAAAUGUCGAAUUGGAACUCUUGUUAUUUACUUCACGUAGUCCUUUUGUUUCCUGUUUCUGCAGCUAAAAGAUUAUCAGCCAAUGUGCUUAGUCAUGGCUGUUGAUGCAAGUAAAGUUCCCACAUUCCGGAAACAGUUGCAUUCUUUGAUUGACGAAGCAUGACAUCUUUCUAUUUAAAUCUCAAACACUAGAAAUAGAUGAAUUUAUUCUUGUAUUUAUUAUAGUUUGUCCUUUUAGUUCCCUCGACGGAAGUUGUGAGUGAGGGACCUAUGGGGUAGUUCCGGUGAUUUCUGAGCUUUUCAACUAGCAGGAUUUGUGUCCUCAUUGUUUGUUGAUUUGGCAUCAUUUUUUGUGGUAAACACAGAGACACCAAAACUAGGAAACCUAGCUAAAUUGUGUACAUUUGGCUGAGUGCCUCCAGUUUUGCUAAUGUUCUGUUCAUCAUUCUUUCAGUUUCUUUCACUUCACAAAGAUCUUUCUUGAGGUCUGUUAUGUUGGUUUCCACAGCUCGACAAUUAAUAAUAAAUAUGCAAAAAUAGUAAUAUUCCAAGUCCAACCCAAACACGAACCAGAGGAUACAUUCCACAAUAUGUCAAUAUCACUAAUAGAGGUAAUUUUCGAGCUUGUAAAGCGGCUUCUGGACCAUUAUUCCCCAAAGGCUUGUCACACCGAUGAGAAAUACCAAACCAAUGAUGUGGAAUGCUGAGAUCAAGCUUUUGAUUUUCUCACAAGAAUCAGCAGUAUGGUUGAUCAAACAAUUAGCAAGUGGGUAUCUGCUUUCACCCUAACUCAACCAACGAACUCAACAACUUGAUGAGUAUAUGUGUUAGCCUAUUCCUCCCACUCCUUAUCAGACGACGGUUCACCACCUAGAAUCGAACUGAGACGGAGAAGACUCUCUUCAGAGGAGGAAGUUUCUGAAGUCGGGACAGAUGCAAACUUCUGGGGACUAGUGGGUAACAAACAUUUCACUUGUUUGAUAAACUGUUAUGGACAUCAAAUAGAUCCUAGGAACAUAUUCCAAAUCUAAUGUUUGUGCAUUUCCCUGCAUAUUUGAAAGAG